Mytilinidion resinicola is the source of this 381-nucleotide messenger RNA. RefSeq lists its product as uncharacterized. Gene Ontology annotation, molecular function: protein kinase activity; ATP binding. The transcript is spliced from 3 exons. The annotation marks the transcript as partial. Gene Ontology annotation, biological process: protein phosphorylation. Lineage: Eukaryota; Fungi; Ascomycota; Dothideomycetes; Mytilinidiales; Mytilinidiaceae. The record is from RefSeq and is a predicted model, not a curated record.
AAGUAUAAAAAGCGGCCGGAGGAGAAGCCUCUACUUAAGAAAGUAAUAAAUGCAGGCGUAAAAAAUAUAGCAGAGUAUUACUAUUAUAAAAUUGUUUAUAAUAAAAGUGCUGCUGUUAAUACCUGCAAUAGUUUGCGCGAAGGGCUCAACAGUAUUACGCGAAAGAGAAACAUCCUCUAUCGCGAUAUAUUAGCCGGAAAUAUUAUACUUAAAAAGGAUAAAGACAAUAGUUUCCUAAUUAACCUUAACCUUACUAUUAAAGUUAACCGUAAAAAGGUAUUAGGCGCGCUAAGUAAGACCGGCACUAAGGUGUUUAUAGCAAUUAGUGCUUUUUACAGCAAAUACUAUAACUUUAUAUAUAAUUUAGAGUUGUUUUUCUAG